Messenger RNA from Xiphias gladius (swordfish), 1387 nucleotides. RefSeq names its product chromosome 19 C5orf51 homolog (gene rimoc1). The transcript is spliced from 6 exons. Lineage: Eukaryota; Metazoa; Chordata; Actinopteri; Istiophoriformes; Xiphiidae. The coding region runs from base 129 to 884 and encodes 251 amino acids. Gene Ontology annotation, biological process: mitophagy. The record is from RefSeq and is a predicted model, not a curated record.
GCAUUUCAGAACUUAACUGGAAAGAAUUAAUGCAGUAAGCAGUGACAAUGAUUAAACUGUGCACUUGGAUUUUAUAGCUACCCCAAAGCGCGCGCACACACAGAAACACUGACGCCUUGGAAACAGAAAUGACAUCCAGAGCACAUGAUGACUAUUUACAGAAUGCGUCUGCCAUACUAGACAAGUUGAAAAGCUAUUACAGACAAGGAGGGGAGAGUAGCAACCUUUCCAAGCUGCUUCAGGAUUACACACAGGUGAUCCUAGACAUCACAUUUUAUGAAGAGAAUAAACUUGUGGACCAGGAGUUCCCAGAAGACUGUUCACCAUUUAAGAUCCAGCAGCUGCUGCAAGACCUGACCGAGCCAGAAGUUUUGGCGGGGAGGCUAGCACCAGCACAGGAGGUGCAGUCUGUGUUGGGCCUAGAGCUAUUAGAAUGCCUCUACUGGAGACGUGGAGCUCUGCUGUACAUGUACUGCCACACCCUUCAUCAACGAAAACAGUGGAUCAAGAAAAACAAGGAUACAUUCCUUAAGUGUAUUCAGGAAGGUGUGCGCUACCUGAUGCGGAUGUUGCAGGUGAGAAACUCUGUGAAGCUCAAUGAUGGGGUGGUGCUCCAUGACACUGCUACAGCAGGCUUCCUAUCUGAAGGCAUCUUCUCAGACACGCACCUGUUGACGAUGAUGUACAUUGGGGAAAUGUGUUUCUGGGCAGUCAAGUAUGAGGACUGCAGCGCUGACACUAUGGAUCGGAAAGAAGAUCGCCUCCAGUUUCGGGACAUUGGCACUCAGAUCCUCAACAAAUAUGUCCUUGCCUGUGAGGGCCCUCUGCAGGGCCAGGGCUGGAAUACAGAGAAUGCCAAGGAAAUCCUUAGUAUUUUACAGUGAACCAAGCUGCUCCUGUGUUGAAGUUGCCCUCAGGCACAGAUCUAAGUUCAGUAUUCAAAUGUGUGUCAACCCCAAAUAAAAAUUGAACCCAUCAGGUGGGGGUGUAAUGUUGUGGAAAGUUAAGGGGAGGCACAAGGAGUAUGUGAAGAAAGGAGUCUUUGGAUCAGUGUCUAUGGGAAACCUUAUCCAAUUCCAACCGGCCCCUGGCCAAAGCAGGUGAAUGAGAGUUUAGAGAGUAUAAGAUUGGUGGUGUAAAACUGUCAGGGGCUGCAGAGGAGGCUGUUGAAUAUUUUUUUUCCCUGUCCUGCUGAAAAAGCAGUUAUCAUCCUGAUUACAGACUGUUGACUGGGGCACUUGUUUUGCUCUAAGAAUGUGUUAUAAUAACAUUACUAUAAAAAGGUUAUUAAUAAAAUUGACCUUUUUUUUUCAUUUUUUAAGAUUGUUACAAGUUUAAAGAUAAUCCAGCUGGAAAUGAGACAUUGCACAGUAACAUUUUAUUUAUU